This is a messenger RNA of Pogoniulus pusillus (Red-fronted tinkerbird), 1776 nucleotides long. RefSeq names its product zinc finger protein OZF-like. The record is from RefSeq and is a predicted model, not a curated record. The transcript is spliced from 2 exons. Lineage: Eukaryota; Metazoa; Chordata; Aves; Piciformes; Lybiidae. Gene Ontology annotation, biological process: regulation of transcription by RNA polymerase II. Bases 1 to 1548 code for a protein of 515 amino acids. Gene Ontology annotation, molecular function: RNA polymerase II cis-regulatory region sequence-specific DNA binding; DNA-binding transcription factor activity, RNA polymerase II-specific.
AUGGCUGCCCAGAAGGGCACAGAUGAAAUCCUGGAGGAGAACCAUUUGAAGAAUAAUUUGGAGGAGACAAAGCACAGCCUUGAGGAAGAAGGUAAUGAAGACAUAGAUCAGGAGGCCCUGGAGGAUGAACUACAUGAGGAGGAGGAUGACAGUGAGUAUGAGGGAGAUGAAGAGGAUGAUGUGGAAGAAGAGGAGAAUGAAGUGGAGGAGGAGGAUGAAGAAGAGGAGGAGGAUACAGAGGAGGAGUGCAGAGCCACAUCUGCCCCCUCUGUGCCACUGGAGCGGCCAACUCAGUGCCCCAAGUGUGGGCAGAGCUUCCCACCCAGCUUGGAGGUGGCGAAGUCUCACUGCCCCCACCCCAGUGCCCAGCCCUUUGUCUGUGGUGACUGUGGGCACAGCUUCAGCCUCAGCUCCAAGCUCAGCCAGCACCACAGGGUCCACAGAAGGAAGCAGCUGUACACCUGUGGUGGCUGCAGCAAGAGCUUCACUCGCAGCCUGACCCUCAUCGCCCACUGGCACAGCCACACCGGGAAGAAGCCCUUUGCCUGCAGCGAGUGCAGCAAGAGCUUCCGGCACAGCUUGUGUUUCCUCCAGCACCGCCGUGUCCACACCGGUGAGAGGCCUCAUGCCUGCAGUGACUGUGGCAAGAGUUUCCAGGGGGACUCGAUGCUCACUGCUCACUGGCAGGUCCGUGCUGGUGAGAAACCCUUCAGCUGCAGCGAGUGCGGCAAGAGCUUCAGCGUCAGCUGCCACCUGUUCCAGCACCGCCGUGCCCACACCGGUGAGAAGCCGUACCGCUGUGCCGGCUGUGGCAAGAGCUUCUGUUGGAGCAAGACCCUCAUCGCCCACUGGCAUGUGCACACUGGCAAGAAGCUGUUUGCCUGCACCAGCUGUGACAAGACCUUCAGCCACAGGUCCGACCUGAGCAGGCACUGCCACACCCACACUGGUGAACAGCCCUACCAGUGUGCUGAGUGUGGAAAGAACUUCCACUCCAGACGCAGCCUCACUCAGCACCACCGUAUCCACACUGGUGAACAGCCCUACCAGUGUGCCAAGUGUGGCAAGAGCUUCACCAGGAAGUGUAACCUCAUCAAGCACCAUUUUAUCCACACCCACAAGGAGCCUUACUGCUGUGUGGAGUGUGGGGCAAGCUUCAGUUCCAACUUCAACCUCACCCAGCACCGCCGUAUUCACACUGGUGAGAGGCCGUAUGGCUGUGGGGACUGUGGUAAGAGCUUCAGCUGCAAAUCUAAUCUCACCCAGCACCGCCAUGUUCACACAAGUGAGAAGCCUCAUGUCUGUGGUGACUGUGGUAAGAGCUUCUCCCGCAGAUCUCAUCUCACCUAUCACCGCCAUGUUCACACAGGUCAGAAACCCUUCACCUGUGCCAGCUGUGGCAAGAGCUAUGUUCACCGGUCCAACCUCACCCAGCACAUUCGAAUCCAUGCCUGUGACCAGCCCACACCAAGUGACACAGAAAUACAAAGCUCACAGCAUUUUCAGGGUAAACCUGAGCCCCCUGGGGGACCUUUUGCAGCAGAUUGAACUGAAAUUGCCUCUUUUCACCUGCUUUUCUCAGACACAAACAGCUCCCUCCCCUUUUCAGCACCAGUUAGUGCUGCGGAGAAUAAUUAGAGUGCUGAGUUGCCACAGCUGGUGCCACUGCUGCAGCUGGGCUGGGAGUUGGCUGUUUGCUCCCCAACACUUAGGGUUUCCUAGAAGUUAAAGGAAAGCCUCAUCCCAGUGAUAAUGAAAAUCCCAACUCUAAUAAAG